Messenger RNA from Drosophila albomicans, 1327 nucleotides. It is a transcript of the gene Gbeta76C, whose product is annotated as guanine nucleotide-binding protein subunit beta-2. Gene Ontology annotation, molecular function: protein binding; signaling receptor complex adaptor activity. The record is from RefSeq and is a predicted model, not a curated record. Gene Ontology annotation, cellular component: cytoplasm; heterotrimeric G-protein complex. Gene Ontology annotation, biological process: G protein-coupled receptor signaling pathway. The transcript is spliced from 6 exons. Bases 125 to 1165 code for a protein of 346 amino acids. NCBI's taxonomy places the organism in Eukaryota, Metazoa, Arthropoda, Insecta, Diptera, Drosophilidae.
UGUGUUUUGACGCGUUCGUGGUUGGUCUUAGGAAGUUUAACGGUUGCUAAACAUAGUUGUGUUAGAGGAAAAAAAGAAAAAUAACAUCAAGUCAAUUGCAACAAUUUAAAAUUAAUGCUCAAUCAUGCCGAAGAUUGAUCCAGAAACCCAAAAGCUCUACGAUGAGAUUAAUGGCAUGAUACAAAAGUUCAAGGAUGACCAAAAGAGUAAAGCGGACUGCACGCUGGGCGACAAGUGUGGGGAUAUGGGAGAUGUGUCCAAAAUUCGAUUCUCGUCCAAAAAGAUCCUAAAAGGUCACAUCAACAAGGUGAACUCGGUGCACUUUGCAGGCGAUUCGCGUCAUUGCGUCACUGGUUCACUGGAUGGAAAACUAAUUAUCUGGGACACUUGGACGGCCAAUAAGGUGCAGAUUAUACCGUUACGCUCGGCUUGGGUCAUGACUGUGGCCUUUUCGCCAUCGGGCAACUUUGUGGCCUGCGGUGGCAUGGACAAUCAAUGCACCGUCUACGAUGUGAAUAAUCGCGAUGCCUCUGGAGUAGCCAAGAUGGUGCGUGAGCUAAUUGGAUACGAGGGCUUUCUGAGCUCCUGUCGCUUUCUCGACGAUGGUCAUUUAAUUACCGGCUCUGGCGAUAUGAAAAUCUGCCAUUGGGAUUUGGAAAAGGGCGUCAAAACAAUGGACUUUAAUGGACAUGCUGGUGAUAUUGCUGGUCUAUCGUUGUCGCCUGACAUGAAGACUUACAUCACCGGAUCUGUGGAUAAAACUGCCAAGUUGUGGGAUGUGCGAGAACAGGGACACAAGCAGAUGUUCUUUGGCCACGACAUGGACGUCUCAUCAGUUUGUUACCAUCCAAGUGGCUUUGGCUUCGCCUCCUGCUCGGAGGAUCAGACAGCACGCAUGUACGAUUUGCGUGCUGACCAACAAAUUGGACUCUAUGAGCCGCCCCAGAAGAACACGGGCUUCACUUCAUGUGCUUUAUCGACCAGCGGCCGCUACUUAAUGUGCGCCGGCAUUGAGGGCAAUGUGCACUCGUGGGAUGCCAUGAAGCAGAAGCACACGGGCACACUGUCUGGACACGAGAAUCGCAUUACUUGCAUCAGCCUGUGCCCCAAUGGCAUGUGUCUAGCCUCAACCAGUUGGGAUCAGCAAGUGCGCCUGUGGCUUUAAUUGAACUACGUCCACGACUCCACACUUUGGUUCAAUAUACAUACAUACUAUAUGCAUAGCUUAUAAAUAUAACUAACAGAACGUUGUAGCUUAUUACACAGACAAGAAGUUGGCAAUAAAGUCCAUGACUUUGCAUUGACAGAUGCAAUGACAAGCAAACAA